GCCGCUCUCCGUCAUCCGCAGCAGUGUCUCCAUCAGCCGCUCCUGCUCCACCACCCUGAACUCAGCACGGGCUGCCUCUGUUACACACGACACCAACCGCGUCUUAUCGCUAAAUCGGUCCCAACCGUCAUCAGAUAUGGAAGCCGCACCCUCCACCAGUCCGUGCAGAUACAGUUAUGAAGAGUACAAGGAGACAGCAGACUGGCUGCUGGCCCACACAAAGCAGCGUCCUAAAAUAGCCAUCAUCUGUGGCUCAGGCCUGGGCGGACUGGCUGACCUCUUGGGUGACAAGGCCGUGUUCCCUUACGAGGAUAUACCACGUUUUCCCACCAGCACUGUGCCGGGCCAUGCCGGGCAGCUGGUGUUCGGGAGCCUGCAGGGCCGUGACUGCGUCUGCAUGCAGGGGAGAUUCCACUUCUACGAGGGUUACGACAUACACACGGUGACGUACCCGGUGCGGGUCUUCUACCUCCUGGGCGUAGAGACUGUGAUCGUGACAAACGCUGCGGGAGGACUUAAUGGCAGCUACAACGUGGGCGACAUCAUGAUCCUUAAGGAUCACAUCAACAUGCCGGGCUUCGCGGGGCAGAACCCGCUGUGUGGACACAACGACAUCAGGUUUGGAGAGCGCUUCCCCUGCAUGUCGGACGCAUAUGACCGUGACCUGAGGGCUGUGGCCAGGCAGACAGCAGAGGAGCAGGGCUGCGGCGGCUUCCUGCAGGAAGGCGUUUACUGCAUGCUGGCUGGGCCGUCAUACGAGACCAUUGCAGAGUGCAAACUCCUGCAGAUGCUGGGCGCUGACUGUGUCGGCAUGAGCACAGUUCCAGAGGUGGUGGUGGCUCGUCACUGCGGCUUGCGUGUCUUGGGUCUGUCCCUUGUCACCAACAAGGUCGUGACAGACUACGACAGCGCUGAGAAGGCCAACCACGAGGAGGUGCUGAGGACCACCCAGCGAAGAACCCAGGACCUGGAGAGGCUCGUCAGCCAGCUCAUCGCCAACAUCUAGCACCUUCAUCUGAUACGUGCAGACAAAACACAUUUCCAGUCCUGCAAUAAAGUCGUUAGCGUUGAACAAA
Messenger RNA from Gasterosteus aculeatus aculeatus (three-spined stickleback), 1076 nucleotides. RefSeq names its product purine nucleoside phosphorylase 6 (gene pnp6). Gene Ontology annotation, molecular function: purine-nucleoside phosphorylase activity. NCBI's taxonomy places the organism in Eukaryota, Metazoa, Chordata, Actinopteri, Perciformes, Gasterosteidae. The record is from RefSeq and is a predicted model, not a curated record. Gene Ontology annotation, cellular component: cytoplasm. Gene Ontology annotation, biological process: nucleoside metabolic process.